Molecule: messenger RNA, 396 nt
Organism: Knipowitschia caucasica
Lineage: Eukaryota; Metazoa; Chordata; Actinopteri; Gobiiformes; Gobiidae
Source: the annotation of a GenBank genome assembly
AUGGAUGUGCGGCUGCAGCUUGGACCCCUGCUGGUGGACAGGGAGCCACGCAGUCCCAUACUCAUCUAUCUUCAGCAGAAAGGAGACUCAGUCCGCUGGGGGGGUGGGGGGGUUCCUGGGGGUGCACGUGUUCUGCUCUUUCUAAUGGACUGCCCUACACCACCACUACGACUGCCCCAGACACUGCUCCUCCGCACUAUCAGCUCUAUCAUAUCGCCGUACCAGUGUGGACAUUGCUCUCAGUCGUUCUCGCAGCCGUCUGAGCUGAGGAACCACGUGGUGACGCACUCCAGCGACCGGCCUUUUAAAUGUGGAUACUGCGGAAGAGCCUUCGCCGGUGCCACCACGCUCAACAACCACAUCCGCACGCACACCGGAGAGAAGCCCUUCAAGUAA